Molecule: messenger RNA, 440 nt
Organism: Mesorhabditis spiculigera
Lineage: Eukaryota; Metazoa; Nematoda; Chromadorea; Rhabditida; Rhabditidae
Source: the annotation of a GenBank genome assembly
AUGCCAGAUGAGUUGUCGACGCUGGCCGAUGAAUUAGUGAGAGGUUAUCUGACGUACCGAGGGCUUGCCACUACGUUAAAUGCCUACGAACAAGAACUGAAAACGGAAAAGCAGGGCAAGAUUUAUGUCGAACGAGUCGUCGAAGAAAUAACGCAAUCCAUCGAAAAGCACGAUAUCGACUCGCUAAAGAAAAUCUGGAGCAAUUUUAACGAAAGGACUUUUAAUCAACUUUCUGGGGAAGAGAGCCGGAUAGCCACCCAACACGAAAAUGACGCCUUCAAACUCUACAUCGUCAAAUGUAUACAGAAAAACGAGAAACAAAAAUGUGUGGAAUUUUUCACGAAAAUGGCGAGUAUGACGGUGGGGAAUCCUACGUGGAGUGAGUGGUUUGCAAUCCCCUACAUGGCCAGCGACCCGAAAGACCGGGAGCCCUUCAAAAA